Hibiscus syriacus is the source of this 1194-nucleotide messenger RNA. RefSeq names its product transcription factor MYB26-like. Lineage: Eukaryota; Viridiplantae; Streptophyta; Magnoliopsida; Malvales; Malvaceae. The record is from RefSeq and is a predicted model, not a curated record. Bases 139 to 1050 code for a protein of 303 amino acids. The transcript has 3 exons.
CCAAGGAAAAUUAUAGCUUCUUUGAUCAUAAAACGGAUCAUCAUCAGCUUGUAAACAACAUCAUUUUGUUUUCUCUAUAGAGUGUGUAAAGCAACAAAAUCAAAGGCAAAAGAUAGAGAUAUAUCGUCCAAAUCAAAAAUGGGUCACCAUUCUUGCUGCAAUCAACAGAAGGUUAAAAGAGGGCUUUGGUCCCCAGAGGAAGAUGAAAAGCUUAUUCGGUACAUCACCACUCAUGGAUAUGGGUGUUGGAGUGAAGUCCCUGAGAAAGCUGGUCUUCAAAGAUGCGGCAAAAGUUGUCGGUUGAGAUGGAUUAAUUAUUUGAGACCUGACAUCAGACGAGGCAGAUUUACUCCCGAGGAAGAGAAGUUGAUCAUUAGCCUUCAUGGGGUUGUAGGGAACAGAUGGGCUCAUAUUGCAAGCCACUUGCCUGGAAGAACAGACAAUGAGAUAAAGAACUACUGGAACUCAUGGAUCAAGAAGAAGAUACGCAAGCCUUCAGCACCUCCAACCAGCACUGCUCCUACUAGUACUAAUCAUUCCCAGAUUAAUUAUCCUUCAAACCAAUUAGAGUUAUUAAAUCCGGACUUGAUGAGCACGGCAAUCCCUAGUCAUCCAGAAACCCUAUUUUCUUCUCCAUCCCCAUUAUUCAUAUUCGACACAAGAACUACACUUGAUGGGAUUCAAGUUCAUGAACAUGGGGAUAAUGUAAGAGGAGAGGUUUUUAAUGAAGCGGCUAAUUUAAACACUGAGAGUAGCUGGAACCUGAAUCAGCAUCAAGUACAAGCAUUCCCCCCUUCAACUUCUUUCAUAGUGAGUAUGGAUUCGAACAACUAUUUGCCACCAUUGGUGGAGAACAUGGAAGAUGAAGGAGAAAUGACACUUGAAUACUUGCAGAGGCAGCAGCAGGAGUUGAAUGAAUGGGUGGAAUCCCAGCAAUGUUCAAACUUUCUCUUCUGGGAUAACAUUAAAAUCCAUGGGGAAGAAGCAUUGCCACCAGCUUCAUCAAACAUGCCAACUACAACACUAUCUUCAUUCCCCACUUCAUUAUAAAUUAUUAAAAGGCUUUUCGAAAGAAGAAAAAAAAGUUUGUUUUUUCUUUUUCUUUCUUUUCGGCUUUCUUUUCUUUGUAACUUUAUCUGGUGAUGAGGUUGUGAAAUGUGAGGGACUGCAACAUACAUAACUAUGCAUGAUUCC